Messenger RNA from Mycetomoellerius zeteki, 2025 nucleotides. Its product is annotated as ankyrin repeat domain-containing protein 18A. NCBI's taxonomy places the organism in Eukaryota, Metazoa, Arthropoda, Insecta, Hymenoptera, Formicidae. The transcript is spliced from 5 exons. The record is from RefSeq and is a predicted model, not a curated record. The coding region runs from base 650 to 1972 and encodes 440 amino acids. Gene Ontology annotation, cellular component: membrane; early endosome.
GAACGUCAGUGCGACAAAGAGACGAAACGAGAAGUACGAAAUGCUCGGCUACGAGGAGCGUGCUUCGUGAUACGCGGCCGAUACGGUAUCGGCAAGAACCGCCCCGCGAGUGAGUCGCGUUUGAAAGUACGUGCGCCUGCAGCCAGCUUCCGUCCGGUCGGCGGUAUAUCGCAUCGCGACGAUGUGACGUUCACUUCACGUCGCACGCACACAGGCAGGACUCGGUGGUAUGGCACGGUAGGGCGGGUGUAUAUUAUCGCGUUUCGGGGGCGUUUCAUUAAAGAGCGCUCGUUUACGGUACGUGUACGCUUCUCCCCACGGCUCCUCGCCUGAGAGGAGCGUCCGCGACCGCGUCGCGCGUUUAAUGGGGAGUUACGGGGCUUCGCCGAUCACGGCUUAAUAUUAAUCGCUGUCCCCCCCCCCCCAAGGUCAGGAGGUGUGUGCGUUAUAUGUGUGUGUGCUGACUCGUCGAUAAACAUCGCGCGCGCCGACGUCAUCACCAGGAAACGCGCGAUGCGUGUCCCGACGCCGCGAGCGCAACACCCGAAGGUCUCGUGAACGAUGUCCAGGUGUCAAUAAUUGACAUCCGCGUGGCGAACCCGGAGAGACGCGUUAACGGGAGCGCGUAGGUAGGUUGGGGCAGGAAGGUAUGGAGGGUGCCAACGGUCAGCUGCAGACCAAGUAUCAGAAAAUCGCCACGGAAUACUCAAAAAUUCGUGCGCAAGCAAAUGUUCUGAAGAAGGCUGUGAUAGAAGAACAAGCGCGUAACACGGAUGUCCGGAAUCAACUGAAGGAAAAGGAGGUGGAGUUUCGUAGGGCUGAGCAGGAGAUCGACAGUCUAACAUUUCGCAAUCAGCAGUUGACGAAGCGUAUAACUGUACUACAGGAUGAGCUCGACAAGGCACAAAACAAGCCCAAGAAGGGUAAGGGCAAAGCGUUAGAGAACAACAGUCAGAUUCCGGCACCACCGCCACCGAAUAACAUCUUAGACGAGGAAUUUCAGAAGAAGAUUGUCGAGAAUGCUCAAUUAUUAUCUCAGAUUAGUGACAAAGAUAGCGAAAUUGAAAGUUUGUACGAUAGGAUACAACAGUUGGAAUGUAAAGUCGAUUAUUGCGAGAAGUCUAAGGUAGAGUUAGAGUGCCAGUAUCAAAGCACUAUAGAUAAAUUAGAAAGAGAGAGAAAUGACUUGCAGAGAAAAUUAAACGAUAGACAGAAACAAGAAGAAACUGUGUCGUGGUCUAGUAACGAAGGUAGACGCGAUGGUUUUGAUUUUGAUACGAGAGGAAUACUCUCGAAUCAUCGUCAGACAGAACCAUCGCCGUUUUCUUCACCGUCUGCUUCGCGUAGAUCGUCAAAGUCGCUUGGGGAAGGAAAGCAAAAGUCACAAGAAGAAAGUAAUGAAUUCCUUUAUGCAAAAUCAUGUGACUUAGAGAAGGAAAUCAAUCAUUGGAAAACUCAGUACCAUAUACUCAAGAUAAAAUAUGAUGAAUUAGAACAAAGAGAAACUGCAGCAACUUCGCAAAUUAAUAACGACACAUUAAAGCCUGUGGAAAUAAAUAAUAUGAUUGGAAAAUUGAGCGCACCUUUUGCCAUACCAGAUGAAAUCGAAGCUCGUGAAUUAAAAAUUAGUGAUUAUUUCCUAGAAGAAAUUGAAAGAUUAACAAACGAAAAACAUGUCUACCAUAUUAAAAACUUAGCUAUGGCCGCUAAUAGCGAAGUUAUGCACGCGCAGUUAGAUACAAGUGAGUCAAAAAGAGAAAAGUGCGAAGCAACACUGUUAGAGACACUUUCCAAUUGUAACAGUAUACAGAAAGAGAAGGAUGCGCAGGAGAUUAAUUACAAGAUACAGCUCAAUACUAUGAGCGAGCAUCUUGCCAAUAUGAAUGAGAAACUUAUCUUCCAAACGGAGGAGAUACAACAACUGAAAUUCGAAUUAGCUAAUAAGAAUAGUAAAAAGGGAAAACAGAAGUGAUCCAGGUCAGAAUUGCAAAGAACAAUCAUUGACAUUCCAUUCAGUGGUAUGGU